Messenger RNA from Equus caballus (horse), 1029 nucleotides. The record is from RefSeq and is a predicted model, not a curated record. NCBI's taxonomy places the organism in Eukaryota, Metazoa, Chordata, Mammalia, Perissodactyla, Equidae.
AUCCUGAAUCGUUAGUACUGCCGCCUCCUCCCCUGGCUCCGCCCUCGGUGGCUCAGUUUUCCUCUCGGACGGAGAGGAGGGAAGAGCACAGACAAGCAGCGGCUGCCAGUGAGGAGGAGCCGCACGGGUCAGGAGCAGGAGCGCAGGGAGUGUCCCAAGAACCGUGGAGGAAGAUGCUGAACCCCUGAGGCCUGUCCGCUGACCAUGCUGACCUUGGCAUCCCCUGUCCUCCUUGCUAGGAUGCUCUGGGCCCUCCUGCUCCUGGAUGCCUCCUUCAGUGCUCAGAAAGGAAGCUGGGACAACCCUACCUGCACCCAGGGCGUGGUGUCUGUGCCCAGGGGGGCACGUGCCAUGAUGGCCUGCAACAUCUCCAACCCCUUCUCCAACAUCACCAUCUGCCUGAGUGUGGCGGCAAGGACGGACUGCCAGUACAUCUUCAGGAAUGCCCCCCAAGGAAACACCUCUCAGGAUGGGUGGCACCUGCGGGUUCAAGGAGGCAUGGCACAGCUUGUGAUUGAGGACGCCUGGGACAAUCAGUCUGGCCAGUACAAAUGGCGUCUCCAAGGAGGCCAGAUAAACGUUGGAAUCACCACCCUGAAUGUCUCAGAGCCCCAGGACCCACUCUUCACACCUUACCCAGGCCCAGAGUCGCCACGCCCCCUGCAUGAGGUGGGGAGCCAGUCUGAUAUGGUCUUUGUCAUCCCUGUCAUUGUCAUCCUCUUCAUCCUGGUGCUCGGCAUGUGGGCCUGGUGCAGAAGGCGCCAUUCCCUGAAGCUCUCAAAUAUUCCGCAGAGGGGUUGGUUCAGAGCCCCAGGAACAUGGGCCUGUUGGGAGGGUGAUCCAGCCCUCUGGGCAUCUGGCAUCAAGCCCCAGGAGCCCCACCCUGACCCAGAGGCUGCCAGCACAGGGUGAUCACAGCCCAAGCAGUGGAGGCCUGCUUGUCCCCGUCUCCCCCACCCGGCUGACAGAUACCUGUGAACCCAUCAGCACUGGUCUGCUGGCCCGGAGACCUGCCCAGUGUGCGGUCUU